ACACUAUUUUAAAAUGCAAUUUAUUCCUGUGAUGGUACAAUUCAAUAAAAUCUUACUGACCCUUGAAUGGUAGUCUAUGUUAGAAUCAAAUGUCAAAAGCAUGACAACUGUUAAACUGUAAAAGUUAGUUUAAAUGCUACAACUAUAAUUAAAGAAAUCAUAAAAUGUAACUUUUUGGCAAACACACUGACUUGAUUAUGACUUUGGGGACAUUUAACAUUUAUGGAUGUUAUCAAGUGACAACAACAAGUAGUCUCGUGAUAACAUCACAUUUAUUCUGUAGUUUAUUUUCUCUGGCAAAGAUUAGAAAUUACUAUCUGAAGCCAAAUGGGCAGUUUUGCAUGUAUUUUACAAAGAUGUACAGAGUCCAAUGAGCUAAACAUCCCUCCCAUUACAACACACGACGCAGAGAGAUAAUUUGAUUAACAAAGUAGUUUGAAUGCUGCAUAACCUCAAAAAUAGGUGUGUAUCUCAAUCUCCUUUGUGUAAACCAGAAAUUUACAAAAGGGAAAAAAACUAAACAUCCUCCUCUUAAGUGGAACAAAGCAUUCAAACUCAAGCUAUUUGCUGGAGGACUCCUGACAACCCUUUCACUUCACUUCUAAGCUACUUAACUUAGCACGGUAGGCCAAUUGUAUAUUUUAUAUACAAUUAUUUUAUACUGAAAUAAAAUUACCUAGCUAUCAUUUACAGAUAAUUCAGCUUUGAGACUUGGACGUAACAUUAAAACAAACAGGAUGGAUGGUAUUUCAGAUGGAUGAGCUUGAUGAGACUCAGCUGAAGAAUCAUGUGGACAGUCUGAAGCAGCAGCUACAGUUUAACAGAGAGAAAACAUCCGUCGCGAUUCUAGAGUUAACUAAAUGGAUCGAGGAGAAAAUGAACGAGGAUCCAUUUCUGAAUCCAGAUGUACUGAAGGACAACCCGUGGGUGGAGUCAAGUAAAUGUGUUAUAAUAUAGUGCAAGAGCGGUCACUCAUCACUAUGGCAGCAGGAGUGACUCCACCCACAGUCAUGGUUACACUGCCCAACUUUGACUAGGACAGACAAACAUGCAAAUGUAAAUCUGCUUUCUUGUUUACGCUUAUCAUGCCACGACAUUAUGAAAAAAAGAAAAAAACUUAUUUAGUGAAAACGUAUUUAUAAAAGUGUAAGACAACUAUACAAGAACACAAUAAAAAAACAACAAAACAAAGAGG
Sinocyclocheilus anshuiensis is the source of this 1195-nucleotide messenger RNA. Its product is annotated as guanine nucleotide-binding protein G(I)/G(S)/G(O) subunit gamma-13-like. Gene Ontology annotation, biological process: sensory perception of taste; phospholipase C-activating G protein-coupled receptor signaling pathway. Gene Ontology annotation, cellular component: heterotrimeric G-protein complex. Gene Ontology annotation, molecular function: G-protein beta-subunit binding. The coding region runs from base 742 to 957 and encodes 71 amino acids. The transcript is spliced from 2 exons. The record is from RefSeq and is a predicted model, not a curated record. NCBI's taxonomy places the organism in Eukaryota, Metazoa, Chordata, Actinopteri, Cypriniformes, Cyprinidae.